AUGAUGUACACGCAGAACAUGGAGGUCUGCUGCACACCAGAGAUUGUUCAUGGGGCAAGUGGUAGAAGACGAACCAGGGGCCUCCGCUGUGCGCCGUGCGGCUUCGCGGCUUCGCCCCAUGUAGUGCUUACCUUGACGUCCAUGGGACCUCGUCAUGGCCUGUUGCUGAGCUUUUUCAUUGCCUGUGUGGCGCUGCCAGAUUUGCCAGAUUUGCCAAAGACCUACUCUACCUUGAAUCUGAUGCAUGGCACGAAGGGCUGGAGUAGGACCUGCUUCGGUUGGCGCCUGCUGCCUCCUGAGCUGAUCCUCACUUAUGCUGGUGCCUAUUUGCAUGGCGUGGCCAUCAACGAGAGCGAGCUACUGAGCAUCCGACAUGUGAGCAGGGAUUUGGUGGUCGUGGAUGACAUCAAACUCACAGAUCUCAGCCUGUUGGCCAACCUGCAGACCGUAGGUGGCAACGUGGAGAUUCGGUACAAUGCCCAGCUUGCAGAUAUCUCGGGCUUGUCCAAUCUCGAAGUCAUAGGGGGCUCUUUGAACAUUUAUUUCAACCACCGGCUGCGUGAAAUCUCCGGCUUUACGAAGCUGACAGUGAUUGGCCGUUCACUGGGCAUCCACCACAAUGAUCAGCUUGAGAACAUCACAGGUUUCCCAGCAUUGGUGCGCAUUGGCCAAGACUUCAGCUUGCGUGGGAACAAAAAGCUGCUGGCUGCGCCAGGAAUGCCGAGCUUGCGGGCCCUUGGAGGUGAUGUUGAGGUGAUCUUCAACCCGCUGAUGCAAACUGUGGAUGACAUGGUGGGGGCGUUGGAGAUGAUCGAGGGGAAUUUCCUCAUCAAGGACAACGACAACCUCACCACCCUGGCCUUGCUGCCCAACAUCACCAGAAUCGCAAAACGAUUUGAGGUCAGCUACAACGAGCGCAUCACAGAGGUCCAUGGUCCACCUCAGCUUGAACAGCUAGGUGCCUUGACCAUCAAGAGCAACAAUGCGUUGAGAUUGGUGGAUGGCUUCGAUCGCUUGCAGGUCUUGGAAUACUGGGCGGGAGGAAAGCUAAUAGAAGGCACCUUCCAAGUGAUGUUCAAUACAAAACUGGAAAGCCUGAGCUUUCCUCAUCUCGAGUCAGUGGGCAACCUGACGCUCCUGGACAAUGACAAUCUCACAGAAGCUUCCUUCCCCGGCCUGUGGUCCGUGGCGGGUGAGGUGAAGGUCUCCUACCAUGCGCGGCUCAGAGCCUUCAGCAGCAAUGCCUCCUCAGCGGCAGGCAUUUCCUUUCUGGCCAACUAUGAGCUUCUGGAGGUGUCGAUGCCCAACCUCACACACGUUCACGGCAAGUUGGCGAUUUCCUUCAACUCGGACUUGGAAUACUUGGAUGGAUUCGACGCCUUGGAGAAGGUGGAUGAGAACUUGGAAAUCAUAGGCAACCGGAAGCUGAAGGACAUUUCCACCUUCAAAGAGCUCAACUUCAUCGGCAAAGACUUCCUGGUGGACAACAACACAGCGCUCACAGACCUCAGUGGGCUAACCCCCAAACUCAAGGUGCAUGGAAACAUGGAGAUUGAGAACAACGACCAGCUCUUUAGCAUCAGUGGGCUUGAGACCCUGCCCUUUGUCAGCGGCUACGCUGUGCUGAGCAUCAAGUGCUCCGGCAAUGCGGUCCGGCCACCGAACCGUGCCAGCUGCGUGAACUGCGCAGCUUGGGAGAUGCCCUCUGAGGACAAAGCCAGCUGUCAGUUGGAUUACGUCUUCGUGGUGGUGGUUGGCUUUGUCUAUCUCUUGACGUUCCUCCUGGCUGUGAAUGUGGGCAUGACUGUGAGGAAUGUCAUGGUCGUGGAUGCCAUUAUCAUGUCCUCCAAUGGCCGUGUUCUGCUUCGGACGACGGAAAGGCAUUACCUGCUGCGCGGCUUUUGGGGACGCUCCUUUCCCCUGUGGGUUGAUGGCACAGGUUGUAGCUUCAUUGACCAGGCGGAGCAGCCCAUUCAGGCCAAGGCAGUUGGAGAUGUGGAGCUGGAAUUGAUGGUGCGCAUGGAACAGAAGACCUACAAUCGGAGAACUUUGAGUUCCCUUCCUCAUUCGGAGGUCUCGGUCCAGCGCACCAUCGACUCCACGAUGGGCUUCCAGAAGACCGAUGGCUCUUGCAUGCUGAGCUGCCAGGGCUUCGCAGUGGUGAAAAGCCCAUGGGAGCUGCUUUCCGCUGGGUUCUGCAUGCCGUGCAUUGUUUGGGCCUUGGGGUUUUCGUUGGCCCUUUUUGGUCUGAUCUAUUUAGGCGUGACCACCGCAGCGGAGAUCCCAUUGUCCACCCUCCUGUUGAGCGCUUUGCAAAGCUUCGCACUGGGCGCCUUUCUGGCACUUCUGCUGCGGCUGCUCGGAGUCCUCAGACGCCGUCAUCAGCAGCAAAGCCGGCGCCAGCAGCUGAGGGAGCUGCAGCUCCUGUCAGACUUGGAGAAGGCCAGUUGGGAAGGAGAUGAUGACGCCCUGUCGCGCGUGCAGAAGGGGCUGGCUGGACGUGGCUGGACGCAACAGCGCUUUCAGAACCACGUGCAGCAAAUGAGGUGUCGGCAAAGUCAGGACGCUGGGGUCAGUGUGGCCUACAUCCUCUCACGCGAGUUCUUGGAGCUCUCACAAAACCGCAGUGGGAAGGAUGACCCAAACUUUUACGACCUGAAGGACGCCUUUUUCCUCCCAUCCGAUCCUGUUGCCCAGCCGCCCAUUGGAGGAACGGUGCUUUGCCCGCGCGAUGGACGUCCAGGCUGUGCUCUGGUCGAUACCCUGGAGCGACAGCAUCGCAGGGAGUGCACGCACUUCCUCUCCUGGGCCUGGAGCUAUUCGGUGAGCUUGGUUCAAAGCGCCAUGCGCAGCUGGAUGGAUCAGGGCAAGUUGGAACCAUCGAAGACUUUCCUCUACAUGUGUUUCUUCGUGAACAACCAAUACCGGAUCCUAUUGGACCGAGAUGGUGCUGGAAGCCGUGAGUUUAGCCUGGGAGAGGUUUUCGAAGAAAACCUGCAACGCGUUGGCCGAAUGGUGGCGCUCUUGGACCAUUGGGAUCAGCCGCAGUACUUGUCAAGGAUAUGGACGAUCUUCGAGCAAUAUUCUGCAGUGGUGUUGGAAAUUGAGGUGACCUUCAUUCUGCCGCAGGCAUCGGGGGAAAGCCUCCUACAACAAAUCCGUAAGGGUGAAGAGGGCAUCUUGAGUGUGCGAGAGUCCCUGUGCAACGUGGAUGCCGAGACUGCUGGUGCCUGGUGUCCCGAGGAUGAGCAGCACGUGAAGCGCAUCAUCGAGCAAUCCAUAGGUUUUGAGAAAGUGAAUGAGAAGGUGCAGGAACUCAUGAUUGCUUGGGUGGCCACGAUGGUCAAGGACUACCUGGGAGGCUUGGUCGUCUUGGGCACUCGGCGUCUACAACGCUUGAGGGCCAGGACGUUCUUAAGCGUGGCCCCCACCGACGUGUCGCACAAGAUGAGCAGCCGCACGGAAGUCUCUGUGGGCACCAUGCAGACGAUCCGGGUCAAGCAAACUGACUCACUCUAUUCGCAAUAUAACAUGCACAAAGAAUCCACGACCGUGGUAAAUUUUUGA
Molecule: messenger RNA, 3567 nt
Organism: Durusdinium trenchii
Lineage: Eukaryota; Dinophyceae; Suessiales; Symbiodiniaceae
Source: the annotation of a GenBank genome assembly